This is a messenger RNA of Pseudophryne corroboree (corroboree frog), 7540 nucleotides long. RefSeq names its product natriuretic peptide receptor 3 (gene NPR3). Bases 299 to 1825 code for a protein of 508 amino acids. Gene Ontology annotation, molecular function: peptide hormone binding; natriuretic peptide receptor activity. The transcript has 8 exons. Gene Ontology annotation, biological process: signal transduction. NCBI's taxonomy places the organism in Eukaryota, Metazoa, Chordata, Amphibia, Anura, Myobatrachidae. Gene Ontology annotation, cellular component: membrane. The record is from RefSeq and is a predicted model, not a curated record.
CAUCUUCCUCGGUGCACCAUGUGUGGUAAUAGGCUUGGCUGCCACACUAUUUAAACAGAGGAUAUACUAAGGAACAAGGAGAAUCAAUAAGAUCAAACAGGAGAUGCCCCAUCAAUGAGAGGGAGAGCAGACUGUUACCUUAGGGAACCCUUAAACACAAAAGGAACAGAACAGUAUUCAGGGGUUACAUUUGUAACACAAUUCUUAGUCUUUGCUUAAACAUAGGGGCUGCUGAGCUUAAUAAUCCCCAAGGAAUAGUCUCUGUUUUCAAUAUAUAUUCAUUUUUUUUCCCUUAAGGAUGUCCUCUUUUUUAUUGUUUGACGUUCUUUUAGUGACUUUGGUGGUUGUCGUAGACAGCAACACCGUGGAUGAUAAAAAAGUGAACAUGCUUGUGAUUUUACCUAAGGAUGAUAACUAUAUGUUUUCAAUAAACAGGGUGCAACCUGCCGUUGAGUACGCUCUGAAAUCCAUAGAAAAGAAUUCCACCCUUCUGCCAGGCUUUACUUUCAAUGUCACUUAUGAGGACUCUGAGUGUGGCAACCAGGCGCUCUUCAGCCUGGUGGACACGGCCGUGAAACAGAAGAAGCCAGAUGUGGUCCUUGGUCCAGUCUGUGAGUAUGCAGCAGCCCCGGUGGCCAGGCUGGCCUCCCACUGGAACAUCCCCAUCAUCUCCGCCGGAGCUCUGGCCACAGGUUUCUUGCUGAAGUCCGACGAGUAUUCCCACCUAACUCGCGUGGCACCUGCCUACACCAAGAUGGGCGAGAUGUUCCUGGCCAUGUUUCGCUACCACAAGUGGAGUAGAGCUAUGCUACUGUACAGUGACAACAACCAGGAGCGGAACUGUUUCUUCACCUUGGAAGGGGUGCACGCUGCCUUUAAGGAAGAAGCUUAUCACAUGUCCGUCCACAACUUUGAUGAGACGAAGAAUGUGGAUGCAGAGGAUAUUGUACUCUCCAUCCAGAAUAAAGAGAAAGUUGUGAUAAUGUGCGCAAGCAGUGAUACCAUCAGGAGCAUCAUGUUGGCUGCUCAUCGACAUGGAAUGACCAAAGGAGAGUAUGUCUUCUUCAACAUCGAGCUCUUUAACAGCUCAUCCUAUGGAGAUGGCUCGUGGAGGAGAGGAGACAAACAUGACCUUGAGGCAAAGCAAGCGUACUCAUCCCUGCAAACAGUUACUCUACUCAGGACAGUAAAAGCCGAAUUUGAGAAGUUUUCCAUCGAGGUGAAAAGUUCUGUUCAAAAGCUCGGACUCAAUGAAGGCGAUUACGUGAACAUGUUCGUAGAAGGAUUUCAUGACGCCAUCAUCCUCUAUGCUAUAGCAUUGCAUGAAGCGGUGAAAAGUGGGUUUAGUAAGAAAGAAGGAGAGAAGCUCGUCCAUAGGAUGUGGAACAGAACAUAUGAAGGUAUAGCUGGGCAGGUAUCGAUCGAUGCCAAUGGUGACCGAUACGGGGAUUUCUCAGUGAUUGCCAUGACCGAUCUCGAAGCUGGUACACAGGAGGUCAUUGGAGACUAUUUUGGAAUUCAGGGAUAUUUUGACGUUCGACCAAACGUGAAGCUUCUGUGGGGGUCUGGGAGGAUAAGACUGGAAGAGAACAAAGUGUUUGAACAACUGACUCCAUGUAAAACAUCAGGUGGUUUAGGAGAAUCUGCAGUAACUGGAAUUGUGGUUGGCGCGUUUCUGGGCACAGGACUGUUAAUGGCAUUUUACUUUUUCAGAAAGAAAUAUAGAAUAACUAUUGAAAGGCGAAAUCACCACGAUGAUUGUAACAUUGGCAAACACAGACAACUUCGGGAAGAUUCCAUCAGAUCUAAUUUCUCUGCGGCUUAAAAAGAAAAAAAAAUGUAGAUUUUUGAAGAUGCAACCAAAGAUAUCUCUGGGUCGGAUGGAAUUCUUACAGAAGAGUAGCAAAAUAAUAUUCUUUUGUGUUUUUAUUUUUAAUUUCUUUCAGAAACUCAGGAAUGAUUUAGUAAUCAUAUGAUGCCACAUGGCCUUUGAUCGCAUAUAAAGGGACAAUUUCAUGAUUAACAAAUUUGUAAAAAUCAUAUGUGAGCUAGAUAAAAAGAGAGCUAUAGCUGCACAUUAUAUUAUAAUUUUUUAUUAUUAUAAAUGAUUUGUAUCAAACAACUUUGAGCAGUUUAAGCCACUUUUUUUACCAAAACUUUUUCCCCAGUGUACACUAAAGAGCUUUUAUUGGCUUUAGUGUGUUAAACACAAACACAAUGAAGCAUUGAUGCCCAAAAUUCUGUCCAUCUUGUUAAAUAUUUCUGAUUUGCUAAGUCCCUAUACAGCUUCCCAGUGUGACGUAGAGCUGUAAAUUAGUCAACCUUGAGUGAGCACAGGCCAUGACUUUAACCCUGUGGAUGUUGAAAUUCUUUUGCCUUAGAAUAUAUUCAGGAUAGCGUUGUUGGACAUCUUGUUCAAGUUUUAUAGUGUAUAGAUUUUUAUUUAAUGUUGAUAAUGAAAGCUGUCUUUGCAGAAUGGAAAUACAUACCAAUGUUUCCUGAUAGGUUUCUAAAACAUGUUUCAGAACAGAAUGCAGCAAAAAUUCUGAGACCUACCGAAUGGAAUCAAUGAUCUGUGAAAUCAGAAUUCUAAAAAGUCAAUUUAAAUGCUAUCAAUUCAGUGUCUUUGUGAUAGGAUUUUAUUUUAUUUUAAUAAUAGACCACAUGAUAUGCAUAGCAAAUGUAUUAUUUUAGUUGGACAUUUCUGAAAAAUUGUAUAUUUUUACAAUAAAUUAAUUUGUCUUGCUGAAAAUAGAAAAACAAUUGGACCAAAAACUAUAUAUUAUUUAUCAAUUUAGUAGAAAAGGACCAUGUGAAAGUCCUAAGUAAUAUACUGUAUGGUCAACUGGGAAAUUCUCAUUAUGGCACCUUGGCUAGAGCGUUAUAAGAUUAUCUAACAGGUAAUAACUCAAUGAAUUGGGUUUACUAUACCACUAAAAUACUUGUGAAAUAAUAUAUUCUUAAACAUGUAAUCUUUUAAAAACUCUUUACAGUAGGAUACAGGUUUUGUUGUCUGGGUUUGAAAAUGCCACAGUUUUCAUUGUGCAUUAAACUAGAACGUAAUUAAAAAAUAAUAAAAAAAAUUGUGUAAAGGUUAUUUGCAGACAAAAAAUAAUUAUAUUGGAUUAGAUUACAAAGGCUGUUACAUCUUAAAUCUGUUUAAGUCAUUACAUGCCAAGAAGCCUUGGCAUCUCAAUGACACAAUUAUUCUAUUUUAAAUGCCAUGGCCCUUGUGUCCUAAAAUCAGAAGUUGCUGAAUUCAUGUUCAAAGUUUUUUGAAAAAACAAACAACAAAAAUAUGUCAAAGACUUUUAUAGUUUGAUCCUCCUUUACAUGGCCAACACAUGGAUAAGGGUGAGAGGGGAACCUUCAUACAUUAUCAUAAUAGUACCGUGUCAGGAUUUGGCUUUGGGGGGACAAGUAGCUUUUGUGCCUGAAAUGUAAGCAUUUCUGGGAUUUUUUUGGGGUUUGUUUUUAGAAAGGCCCAUAUACACCACCAAAUGUGGGAUCUGAUAUUUUAUACUGAAAACCUUAAAAUAAAAUGUAAAUAUGAUCAUAUAUUAUUGUACAGUGAAGUAACUUAGAUAUUUUUUUAGAGAGAGAACAUUCCAUUCUAACAUUUUUUUAUUUUAAUGUUAAUCCUGCAUUUUAGAUCUGUCUGUUUUUGUUCCUAAUAUUAAAGAUGAGGAUAAGAACUGACAUCACACAAAGUAGAAUUUUUGAUCAGUGUUCACUGUAAAUAAUAGUGUAUUAUUUAGGCAGAAUUUAUCUGACAGCCAUGUAAGUGUAGGCGAUCUCUCAACAUUCGUAAUCACUCCAACCAUACACAGACAAUUUUUUUUAAUAGUGUAGGACAUGUCUGUUUUAGUUUUGCUAUGCCUUGGAGACACACACAAGUUUAGUCAAAUCAUUAAAAGUCGCUUACAUUUAUUAAAAUAAAUAUGUUGCAAUAAAACCAGGGUACGCUGCUUGAAGCCUGGUACUGAACAGUUGGUAGCAGGGCCAAACGAUAAAUUUUUUUUUCUUCUGUUGCAAAAUUUAUGUUCUAAAGUGACCAAAUGAUCCUCAAAUUUAUCAGCAAAAUCAUAAAAGCAAUAAUGGUAAAACACAAAAGUUAUAAAAUAAAUAUAAUUUUUAACAUUGAAAGUAUAGGUUUUCACUAAAUGCUGAAGAGAGAAAAGAUCCUGAACCAGAUUAUUAUUUAUGAUCAAUAAUCUCACAAAAAAAAAACAUUUGUGGGUUAUCUAUCUGAAAGGUACCUAAAUGUAACUCAGUGUUGGUGGUGCUACCAGGAAUAGUAUACAGUGUACUCAGAGACAACAAAAAAACUAAAUUAGCAGUGGCUAAUCAAGAAAGUAAUUCCUUUUUUGGGGUACUCUUAAAAAAUGAUCAGUUAAAUGUAAUGAUUAUAACGUGAAAACUUAUGCUCAAUAUCACAUUCAUUAAAAUAACAGGGUGUCAUAGACUUAGACAUCACUUGUCAUCGCCUCUAAAUCUAAAAAAAUUCUAACGGACAGAAUUUGUCCUGGUAUAAAUAUAGCUAGAAUUGUUAAAAUUUUAGUUCACAUUGACACAACCAGUCUUGGCAAACCUGGGGAAUUUUUUUUUAAAUUCUGUACUUGAAAAUGAACUAAAUGCACCUACCGUAUUUCAUAAAUUUGUUGAUUUAAGUGAACAUGAAUAAUUCUGCAAGGCAAUAAGUAUAGUAGACAUUGAGGACAAUAUUUUCAAAAAUAUAGUAACUAACUGUGCCUAAAUAAAAUAUAUUUAAUAUCUGGGGUAAUUGUCCUGUAGUUUGAUACGUUAGUUUAACUUUGUUAUGAUUUAUCAUGUUUUACAACAUUUUAUCUUAUUAUUUUAUGUUUUACUGUGCACCUUAAUAGAUUAACUAUAUUAAACUGAUUUUCUUAACGGUAUCUCAACAUUAAGCAAAAACAAUUGACCACAUUUCCAAGAUGAAACUGGACAUAUGUAAUCCUAUUGGCUUUCAUAUCAAUUUAGUCAAAGGGGCUGAUUCAAUUAGCUGUUGGGUUCCGAUAGUAGCCCCAUGCUUUUUAUUUUUCUUCAUUUGUGAUUUUAUGUAAUGAACUUUUUAUUAAUGUAAUUGCUGGCAAUGUAUAUAGAAAUUGAAUGCACAAGGCUACUAUGGUUCCUUGUGGUUACUUUAAAUAUCCCGAAAUAUCUCAAAAUUCUUUUAUGGCAUACUAGACAAGUGCUUUAUUUAAUUUUCAACCAUCUUUAUGUCUCUUAAUAUUGAGUGGGGGUCGUAUUUAAUUGUUUGUAUUUCCUUGAAAUCAAAUGGCUGAUGGUGCUGCAGUAUAACUUUGUUUUCUCUGAACCACUAUAGAUUGUCAAUUUUGACAAAUAAUUUAACCAACCAUUUAGAAUAUAACUGAAUUAAUAAAUUAAAAUAAUAAUAACCCCCCCCCCCCCCCAAAAAAAAAAAAAAAAUCCCUUACCAAUCUUUUAGGGCUCAUUCACAGGUGUUAAAAAACAAUGCUAGUUAAGAGAAGACAAAACCAUUUAUAUUUGUCCUCUUAGCUGAGUUCAAAGCAUGUUCUUAAAGCCUCCCCAGGAAUGUCUGUGAGACUAAAUAGAUUUUGGGUGAUCCACUGGAUUCAUGACUGUUUGGCAAUGUUUCCAUAUGUGCAGGUCCAUUUACUUACAUUGAGCCCCAUAGAGACUCUUGAGUAAAUCCAGAAGGUACAAUUUUGAACAAUGGCAAUCCAUGCUAUGCUGAAGGAAGGGAGCGGGAUUUAAAAUAAGCGUCUGAAUUUUAAUUUUAAAUCUGUGUUAAAAUAUAGAUGCCCAGUUGUUUAGUGGUGCAUGCAAAAGCAGAUUGUAUUUCCCUGCAUGCAAAAUAAAAUUUACUCCCCUUGCUUCACAACAUGGUUUUUCCUGGUGAAAAUGUGCACCAUUUCGCUAGAUUUGCUUCUGAAUCUAAAUUAGUUUCAUUGUGUUGUUAAAGUACAUUUACUAGGCUUCAAAAAUGUGCAGUGAACGUAUAAUAGUAAUACAUAUUUGAGAGCCCUUAUAAAAUUAUUUAAAAUGCAUUUAGCUUCUGCAACAUUCAACAGGAUCACAUUUCACGAUUUUCUUAAUGUAUUCAAAAAUAAGCUGGUAUUUUUGGUUUAUAUUAGAUCAAUUGCCAUGUAUUUUUCUUUACAAGAUGUGUGUUAUCUUUUAUGUAUUUUAUGGUCCUAUUUGUAUUAUUACAUUACUAUAUGAAACUAAACAUUUUUUUUAAUUCCAAAAGUGAAAUUAGACACUGUGGUCUUUUGUGGGGCAACAUGUUUCUUGCCUAAUGACGAUAAUGGAAAUUUCAUAUUUUGUCUAGUAUACAGAUAAUAACAUUGUGUUUAUCAAUAAACAAAAACUAACUGCUUUAUUAUAGUAUAUGGUUAUUAUGCUACUAAAGGGAAUCAAAACCUGCAUUCAAAAAAAUAGUGUGCUAUUCGGAAAAAAAUCUGACUAUAAGAUAUUGCCCUAUUACUUCAACUUUCCAUAUUAAAUUAUAUCAGUGGGCCACAAAGUACUGAGAUAUGUUUGGUCCUCUAUACAUACUGUAUACAUGAUACAUAUAAUGAAUAAGCACAACAUGGCUAUCACCUCCUGGGGUAGACUGGGAAUAUAUAAAAAAGCAUACAAGAAACUGGAAAAAUCCAGCCCAAUUAAGUUUAAGUAUUUCACAGCUGGAUUAUUAAUUGGUGAUUAAAGGUAGGAGGAGCAGAAUUUCCCACGUAGAGAAAAGUCAUAAACAAAACAUAAAAGCAAGGCGAAGAACAGAUCUCUAGAGACUAGUGACACACAGUAAAACUUUUACACCAAAUAAUUUUGCAGCAUAGAUCAGCAUAGGCUCUCUUCCCCAGUUUAAGAGUAAAAUUAUGAUUGCAUCAGUUUACAUAAGGUCGUGACAGCUGCAAUCAUUUAAUUUGUGUGAUAAUACAAAUCCUGGAAUCGCCUCCUGAGUGGCUGACCCACCCAACAUACAUCUACUCAGUCCAGGACUCCCUUCAACUGCUCUGUAUCUGAACCUAGACAAUAUUCGUAGUCAAUCAUCACUCUUGAGGCAUAGAUCUAGAAACACUUCAGGAAUUAAUUAGGUUCUGUUUGGGUAUAAGAACAAAUACACUAAUGUAUUACACACUAUAUGUUUAAAUAUAAUAUAUACUGUAUAUAAAAUUAAGUUAGUAAUUCAACUAAAAUAUACAAUAUUACUGAUGAAUAGCACAGUUUUUCUUAUGUAGUGUUGGAAUACCUAAAUGAGUACUCACAAUCUAAAAUAUGCUAUUGUACUGAUGUAAGUAGAACUGUCUGCAUAUAAUGUGAUUUAUUUAUUGUCUGUAUUUUUUGUAGAGCGCGCAUAUUCAUUAUGUGAAUAUGUUUACUUAGUGUAAUAUAAUUCUGUAAAAGUGAUGAGUUGGUCAGUUGUGCUUUGUGUGAUAUCUGUUCACUAGUGUGUACAUCUUUGUAAGCAUUUUUUUCAUAGCCAAAUGCAAUGAUAUGUUCCGAUUUGAAAAUAAAUAAAUAAAUAAAUAGA